This is a messenger RNA of Apiotrichum porosum, 1536 nucleotides long. RefSeq lists its product as uncharacterized. Gene Ontology annotation, biological process: transmembrane transport; carbohydrate transport. The transcript has 7 exons. Gene Ontology annotation, cellular component: membrane. NCBI's taxonomy places the organism in Eukaryota, Fungi, Basidiomycota, Tremellomycetes, Trichosporonales, Trichosporonaceae. Bases 1 to 1536 code for a protein of 511 amino acids. Gene Ontology annotation, molecular function: carbohydrate:proton symporter activity. The record is from RefSeq and is a predicted model, not a curated record.
AUGGCGCGAUUCUCCCCCAAGAUCUACACUCUGCUCUGCGGGUGCUUUGCAGCACUUGGCUCCAUCCUUUUCAGCUAUGAUCUCGGUGUCAUUGCCAGCGUCCUCGAGGCGCCUGACUUCCUCCGUACUACGGGUUUGGAAGGGAAAGACAAACAGACGUUAAACUACAUCGGCUUCAUCACCAGUAGUAUGCUUCUCGGCGCAUUCGUGGGCUGUAUUCCUGCCUCUCUCAUCGCCGAUGCCUUUUCUCGCCGCAUUGCCAUUACCGUCGGUGCCGCCAUUUUCCUCGUCGGUGGUAUACUCCAGACGGCCGCAAACGGCAAAGGCAUGAUGAUGGCGGGCAGGUUCUUUGCCGGUAUCGCUAUCGGCCAGCUGUCGCUCCUCGCGCCCCUGUACCAGUCGGAGAUCUCAGCUUUUCCUUGGCAUCGGCGCGGUGUUGCCAGCUGGAUCGGCUACGGUGUGACGAAGAACAACCUCGGUACGGCACUGCAAUGGCGUCUUCCUCUGGGCUUCCAAAUGGUACCCGCUGUACCGCUCCUUUUUGUGACCCUCGUGCUCCCAGAGAGCCCCAGGUGGCUCAUGAUCAAGGGACGCGAGGAAGAGAGCCUUACGGUGUUGGCUCAGCUUCACUCCAACGGUGAUGUCCACGAUCCGCUCGUUCUCGGCGAAUUCCACGAGAUGAGGGAAAAAGUCCGCGAGGAGGCUGCGACCACCUCGGGCUGGGGACAGAUCUUCCGCAACGCCGACAACCUGCGCAAAGUCAUGUUGGGCGUGAUCCUGCAGUUCUCUGUGCAGAUGACGGGUGUCUCGUUUAUCCAGUACUACGCUCCUCGUGUCUACGCGGCUGUCGGCUACUCUACUGAGACGACUCUGCUCCUCGGAUCCCUCUCGGGUGUGCUCGGCAUUCUGUCCCAGCUGUCGUGUGUCCUCUUCAUUGACAAGACCGGUCGUCGCUGGCCACUCAUUAUCGGAAACUCUCUGUCCGGUUUCCUGUACAUCUUCCUCAUGUGGAUUUCCUACAAGUUCAACAAGGACGAGGGUUCGGAGACGAUGGCGCGCGCAUUCGUGGCCGUAAACUGGCUGUGGAACAUGAUCUUCUCGGCGUGCAUCGGUCCCAUUUCGUGGGCUUACCCCGUCGAAAUCAUGAACACCGCGAUCCGCGCCAAGGGCACGGCCCUCACCUCCAUGGCUUGCUGGAUUUCGAACUUUAUGAUCGGACAGGUCAGCCCCGACGCAUUUGCCGCCGUGGGAUGGAAGUACUACCUCCUCUUCGUCAUUUGUGGCUUCACCAACGCGUUUGUCAUGUGGGCCCUCUUCCCCGAGACCCGUGGCCGCACGCUGGAGGAGAUGGACCACUACUUUGCCACGACGCAUUGGUUCGUCCCCACGGCAAAGACCGACCACCUCGAUGCUGCUGCUCGCGAGCGCGAGCUGAUCAGUCGCGAGCUCCAGCUCGACACUCCAGUUGACGAUGGCAAGGGCGACGUGGGAGGCGAGAAGGGUGUCGCAGUGGUGCGCGAAUACGCUGAGAAGUAG